Danio aesculapii is the source of this 5371-nucleotide messenger RNA. It is a transcript of the gene rab11fip5b, whose product is annotated as rab11 family-interacting protein 1. Gene Ontology annotation, biological process: regulated exocytosis. Bases 464 to 4297 code for a protein of 1277 amino acids. NCBI's taxonomy places the organism in Eukaryota, Metazoa, Chordata, Actinopteri, Cypriniformes, Danionidae. The record is from RefSeq and is a predicted model, not a curated record. The transcript is spliced from 6 exons. Gene Ontology annotation, cellular component: phagocytic vesicle; secretory granule; mitochondrion. Gene Ontology annotation, molecular function: small GTPase binding.
CUACACUCAUAAUAAUAGCGUGUUCCCUGUCUGACUCCCAUACUCAAAACUAGCGACCUCCGCAAGAGCUUUCCUUGUGUUUUGAGACCACCGCGGAUUUCAGCUGCCUUUCUCUUUAAUUCAGCUGGAGACUUUAUUGCGGAGCCCCCACAAAAUGUUGGAGGGCGGGCCGCGCAGCAGCAGCGCAGUGAGUUGUCAAAAAAUCGGUUAUGAUGAAGCUCCAGGACGCGCACUCCGGUAAAUACAUGUGAGGUAUACGAUCGCACAUUUAUCAUCAGCGUUAUCACUGCUGUCGUCGAUUUGAUAGAGCCGGCUAUAUGUAUUAAUAAUAAUAAUAAUGCGGCGAUUUGUCCUCUCUCUGCAACUUCGGGCGGCGGACAGGCGCAAGGGCGCGGGCGGCGCAUAGUUAUCCAGUGCGCAAGUGCCAUUCUGCGGGAGGAUCUCCCCUAACAGCCGCACCGGGAUGCCUUUGAUCAGCCUGGACGACGAGGAGCAGCGAUGGGUGCCGACGCAUGUCAACGUGACCGUCCUCCGCGCACGGGCGCUGCGGACGAAGGGCAAGCAAGGCAGCCGCUACGUUUACACCAUCAUCCAGGUCGGCAAGGAGAAGUACACCACCGGCCUUGUGGAGAAGGCGGAGGAGCCGCAGUGGGGCGAGGAGUGCGCGUUUGAGCUGCUGCCGGGGCUGCUGGAAGCGGGGGGCACCAGCGCGUACCCGCCCGGGAGCAGCAACCUGGUGCUGACCGUGAUGCACCGCGUGCUGAUCGGCCUCGACGUGUUUCUCGGGCAAACUAUUGUUCCGCUUGACAAAGUUUUCCAGGAAGGAACAUGUCCUAGAAAUGAGUGGCUCAAGCUGCACUCCAAGGCUGGCCGAAAGGAGAAAGAGCGUGGAGAGCUGCAGGUCACCAUCCAGUUCACCCGCAACAACAUGACAGCCAGCAUGUACGAUCUAACCGUAAAGGACAAGCCUCGCUCUGCGUUUGGUAAGCUGAAGGACCGCGUCACUGGGAAAAAGAGGGAUGUGGAGUCCUCCUCUGCCAUCCUGCCAGGCCGCUACGCCGCUCUGUCCGGGUCUGUGGGUCCACCGUUUGCUGGAGAUGGUGGAUCUUAUGAGGCCAGUGAAGAAGACGGGGUGGAAGAACAUCGAAGUAAGGUCAAAGACUUCUUUCUUAAGGGGAAACUGCGCAAGAAUUCAGACACACGCUCCUGUUCAUCGCUGGCGUCAGACAGCAGCAUGGCAUCGUCCGCUGGGGAUCCAUUCAUCCCGGUGGAGAUUCCCAGAACACCGAUCUACAGCAGCAGAGUCAUGGAGCCUUUCCGCAUGGACACAGAGGGAGCGAUAAAAGUGAUGACCCACAAACGUGCGCACAGCGAUGAAGCCAGUAAGAUCACAUGUGUUCCUCGUCCCGGCCCAGCCGUGGAAAACCUAAAAGGCCAAAGCAUGGCGCUCUCCCAAUCGACGCUGUGCAUCAACGGCAGCCAUAUCUACUCAUCCGAGCCUGUCAGCCCAAAAAGUCCAAGCGCCAUCCCGGCCAAACGCUCCCUCCUGGAGAAAUGUGCGCCCCUUUCAAGAUCUCUCCAAAACCUGACCCGGCGCGGUGAGGACUCGCAGAAGAGCGACGGCAGACGCUGGUCCAUCGACAAGAGUAAGAAGGAGGAUUUGGAGACAAAUGGAGCUCAAAGCCAAAUUCAAGCCUCCAGCAUUGUAGAUGGGAAGCCAGUGCAGCCUGGAGCUGUGGACGUGGUGGACAAAGGGAAAAAGCUGAGGAAAACUCUAUUUUCUAGCGGGAGGUGUGACUCUCUUCCAGCCAAGCCGGAGCAGGGCCAGAUUUCUGCACCUGUUGAGGGCAGACGUAGAGGAUGGUUUGGCUCCGGUGACUCCCAGAACAAGCCAAGGCUGGGAAUCUCUCCUAAGGUAGAGAGCAGCUCAGAAACCCCCUGUCAGAUUCCCUGCUCCCCUAGUCAGCCACCAUGCUCUCUUCCCCUUGGUUGUACUACUGGCUCAGUGUCUCCCCCUAGUGGCAAUCCAUUCACCCCAUCUUCCCCAACACCACCUUCUAUCUCACCCUCCAACCCUUUCCUCACACGACUACAGCAAAACCCCUUCUUUGAGGAUCUUAUUGCUGAGGAAGCUCUGAAGUCUCCAACUGCUGGUUACUGUUCGCUCAAUUCCAGUCUUCAUCAUCCAGUGUCCAGAUCCAGUGUCAUUCGCAAUGGAGCGCAGAACAGGAUUCCCACCAUAAAGCGAGAAAGACCUAGGAGUAUGUCCCGGCAGAGAUCUCUUCCAACUAUUAUGCCGGAGACACCAGAUACAAACUCAAACGGCAAUCCGAACCACUGUUCAUCUGAGAGAGUUGGGGAAUGGGAUGAUUUUGAAGCCUUUGCCUCCAGCCGCCUUAAAUCACCAAGUGGGACCCCAACUAGGCCUCCGUCAGCACCAUUUCCGAAUACAAAUCUGAUGAAGUGUGUGAAUGAUACAACGAUUGGUUUGAGGGUUGAUGAAGUUGAUAUGGGCGUUUCGAGACCGUGGGAUCUACCUCCUCUACCACCACGUAGACCCAUUAGGACGCAAGUGAUCUCCACUGACAGCUGGUUGGAUAGAGCCCAAGAGAUGGCUGUGCAGAAAGAGGCCUGCUUUCUUUCCCAGACUGACUUUGCUUCCCUUCAGCAUGUGAGAGAUGGAGAUGUGAAGAGGAACUCUCAAACUGUAUAUUCAGAUAAAGUGUUGCACAACUUCUCUUCAGUAGGGAAUCACAAUAUGGAGUUGCAGAGUGGUAUCAAACUGAGUGAAUACCUUGGGGAACCAACAGGGCAGGAUUUUGUUAUGAAUAACAAUGCUAACACCUCUCCGAAUGGUUUCGUUGAAGAUGCACUUGGAGACUCAGAAUGUGAAUACACAGUACCCGAAACGUUGUGUUUCCCAUCCGACUGGGAAACUACAGUAGCUGAAUCACUUUGCAGUUCACCUCAAACCCAACCCAAACAAGAUUCAGAAAUGUCCUUUGAAGGAAAGGUCUCCAAUGAGCAGCAAUGCAAGCCUAAAACUAAUGAUGUCAACUUGUUGACUCUCUCCCCUAGAGAUUCAAACAACAACACAGAUAUUACUUCAGAGUUUGCUUUCAUUGAUUCUGAAAGCUCGCCUUCGGAGUUGCAACCAUUUGACAUUAAAAAUGCAUCCAAAGAGUGUUCAAAUGUACAAUUUGGGAAUGGUUCCUCACUUCCAAAGUGCUCACCAGGCAUACCUGAGGAUAUUUUGUCCAAAAUGGCAUCAGAGUUGGAGAUGUUUUCACCAAAGAACGCAAAUUAUGACCAUUGCUCUUCCCCUUUUGAGAGAUCUUGCGAAGGACUGGGAGAACUUAAAGUUAACUCUUGUGGAAACCAAAACUGCGAGGCUCUCAACAAUGACAACACUGUAACAAAUCCAAAUAUGUCAGAGAGUAACUGCAUUUUACACACUACGCAUAAUAACCAAGAGCAUAAAGUUCUGGACUCUGAAAGUAAACUUGAACCUGAAGUCUGCCUCUCAACGGACAACAAAAUCCAGGAAUAUACUUCAACAUUGGAGGAACAAAUCAGCUUUGAGGACUUGCAUGCUAGAGUAGCUCCAAGAAACUCCAGGAGCUCUUGUAAAAUGGAGGUCAGAUCGGCUCGUAUCCGACCACGUUCAACCACAAGCUCACCCAGAAACGUCCAGGGUGCCGACCAACUCCCAGACUCUUACACUCCAACAUCAGACCUCAGUUUGCAUGACCCUACCCCUUCGCCUUUACAAUUAGUUGAUACUAAUUCCUGUCUCCACCCUGACCCGUCCCUUUCUGCAAACCCCCAAAACGAGAGGCCCAGCAUGGGUUCCACAAGCUCCACCACAGCCCAGCCCCAUGAGGAGAGCAGCCCUCACCCUGUGAAGCCAUUGACCAACAACACUCUACAGGGAGAGAAGAAAGCUGAAAGCCGCUCAGUGCUGGAGAAACUCAAGUCCACCAUAAAUCCUGGACGAUCUGCUGCAGCAACCACUGCUGAGGAGGAGAAACAGCAGUUGGCUCUGAUGGAGGCCCGCGCUCACUAUCAGAACAUGACCAACAUGGAGCUGAUUGCUCUGCUGCUUCAGCAGGAAGUGGAGAUCAAGAAGCAACGCGCAGAAACCGAGGUGCAGGUGGUGAUGCUGGAGAAACGAGACGCAGAACUGAAGAAGAUGAAGGUUCAGGUCAGAGAUCUGGAGGACUACAUUGACAAGCUGCUGGUGCGCAUCAUGGAGCAAACGCCCACGCUGCUGCAGGUACGCGGCAGACUAAAAUGACUACAAUGAAGCGCUCCUUCCCGAAUACACCUCAUAUCCACCUAAAGCCAUUUGUGAUGCUCCAUUAAAUGUCAAAACUGCCAGAUUCACGUAGACACGAUAAAAGCUUUGCAUGCUUAAUACUGGAGCUCCAAAUCCACCUUUUAUCAUACUCCUAAACAUGCUACAGGCACAAAAUUAUAGAUGUGCAAUUGGAUUGAUUUAUUUGAUCUAAUGUAGAUAGAAAUAUUCAUAGAAUGUACACAAAUAAGUCUUCCUGUUUAUUCAUUUUCAUAAUAGGAAAUGAGGUCAUAUUAAAUCACACAAUGUCUCUGAAGUUAGGAAAAUCCACAGAUGCAAGUAAUAAAAGCACUGCCUAAAAUAGUGGACUCUUUAUUUGUCACUUUAACACUCUUCAUUCCUUGCAAUUGGAAGUAUUUGAAACAAAAUCAUACGGAGACCCGUGAAAAAAAAUGGGUGGAAGAAAAAAAAAACUGAGUUCGUGAUUUUUUUUAUGUUUUUCCGUUAUCUCGCAAAGAUGUUUUUCCACAAACACUUCCUGUUCACUUCAUACAUGUCAACCCUCCUGUUUUUGCUGGGAUUUUACUGUAUUUUACCAUUCUAUUCUGCUAUUAACCUCUGAAUCAGUGAAUGAAUGUUCAAGCGCUGACUGACGCAUGCGCUCUGUCUGAUAAACUGAUCCCAAAUGCCAAUUAAAGAGGAGGACAGCAGGACACUUUGGAAUUCGGGUAAACAUUACAUGCUUGUUUUAUUUUAAACACAACUAAUUUUCUCUUUAAUAAGCACAAACAUUUACUAAAGUAAUCAAAUUCUUUCAUUAUAGAUCUGCAGUAUGUAUUCUAAAAGUGACACCUCUGCUAUCAAACAGAGCAAAACGAGAUUCAUUUGCUGCUCUUCGCUUGUUUGAUAACAGAGAUGUCAUUUUAAAUGGCGUGUACAAAAGCUGAUCUGGAAUUAGUUUAUUAUGAAGAGCGCGUCCGUCAGUCAGCGCUUAUACAUGCAGACGUUUAUAUAUUAAUUUCAGCGUGCUUUCAAGAUUAAAAAUAUGCGAGAAUAUGGGAAAUUACUUAAUGA